AUGGUGGCCUCCGCGUCAGGGGGCGCUCCCCCUGACCGGACUGAGACGGAGAUGGCGGCGGGUAGUCGGAGGCCUCCGUCAAUCACAUCGUCGCUGAACAAACUGACUGAGAAGGAAUCGCUGCAGCUGCACAAACGCGCCAAACCUUCAUCCGCGACCCAGCUGUUCGUCACGGACGCGAUGGCCGAGGAUUUCCCAGCGGGAGAGGGAGGAAAACCCUCCUACGUCAGCCUUGAACAGCAAGAAGAGUAUCAGUGA
Molecule: messenger RNA, 258 nt
Organism: Linum trigynum
Lineage: Eukaryota; Viridiplantae; Streptophyta; Magnoliopsida; Malpighiales; Linaceae
Source: the annotation of a GenBank genome assembly